UGAAAGCGAAUGCGGGCAGAGCUGCGGCCGGGCCGGCGCGAGGUGAGGCCUCGGAGGAGAUGCGCCUCCUGCCCAGCCCCGUGGCCAGAUGAAUCUCGUAUCGAUGGCAGCUGUGGUGGCCGUGGCGGAGCCAGAGCUGAAAUGGGUGUCCCUGUGGCUCCGUGUCCGCUGGGCGGCGGUGCUGGUCGUCCUCGUGGGCGCGCUGCUUGUGCCGUGGCUCCCACUGGCGCUGGUGGAAGAGCAGUACCAUGCCAUGCUCAAGGGCUUGUCCUUGCUGAAAAGCAAGCUGGGACUGGGCUACGUGGGGAUCACCAGCUACACGGGGCAGACGACCGGCCUCAGCGUCACCUCGGGCAGGCUGGAGCUGCUGGUGCUGAAGCCCAAGGUCUCUCAAGAGGUCAGAUUAGAAGCCAGAGCAGCCCUGAACCAAGCGCUGGAGAUGAAAAGGCAAGGGAAACGCGAGAAGGCACACAAACUUUUCUUGCACGCCCUCAAGAUGGACCCUGAUUAUGUGGAUGCCUUGACCGAGUUUGGCCUCUUCUCUGAGGAGGAAAAGGACAUCAUUCAGGCUGACUACUUGUACUCCAAGGCUCUAACCAUCUCUCCACAUAACGAGAAGGCGUUGAUUAGCCGCGACCGGACGCUGCCCCUUGUCGAGGAGAUCGACCAGAGGUACUUCAGCAUCAUUGACAGCAAGGUCCAAAAGAUCUUCUCCAUCCCGAAGAGCAACUCUGCCCUGCGGCGCGUGAUGGAGGAGUCGUACUACCACCACAUCUACCACACGGUAGCCAUCGAGGGGAACACGCUCACCCUCUCUGAGAUCCGGCACAUCAUCGAGACCCGGUACGCUGUUCCCGGGAAGAGCCUGGUGGAACAGAACGAGGUCAUCGGCAUGCACGCCGCCAUGAAGUACGUCAACACCACGCUGGUCUCCAGAAUAGGGUCCGUGACCCUCAGCGACAUCCUGGAGAUCCACAGGCGAGUGCUGGGCUAUGUGGACCCGGUGGAGGCCGGGCGGUUCAGGACUACGCAGGUGUUUGUCGGGCACCACAUCCCGCCCCACCCCCGCGACGUGGAAAAGCAGGUGCUCGAGUUCGUACAGUGGAUCAACUCGGAAGAUGCCAUGGGCCUCCACCCAGUUGAAUUUGCGGCCUUGGCCCACUACAAACUUGUUUACAUACACCCCUUUGUCGACGGCAACGGCAGGACCUCCCGGCUCCUGAUGAACCUUAUCCUCAUGCAGGCCGGCUACCCGCCCAUCACGAUCCGCAAGGAGCAGCGGGCGGAGUACUACCACGCCCUGGAGGUGGCCAACGAGGGGGACGUCCGGCCGUUCAUCCGCCUGAUCGCCAAGUGCACCGAGACCACCCUGGACAUGCUGCUCAUCGCCACCACCGAGCACUCGGUGGGCUUGCCCGAAGCACACGGCAGCACUGUGGAGUGCCAACAGACCAUCUCCGUCAAAACCCGAACGUGACACGGAGACGGGGGGGGGGGGACGGACCCGCCGGCUUGGCACCUGUGCUUCCAGACAUCUUAAGGGGGCGGAAUGAAAGAGGCACUUUUAGGCAUUUCAUUUAUUUAAAACAGUUUUAAGUUAAAA
This is a messenger RNA of Varanus komodoensis (Komodo dragon), 1603 nucleotides long. It is a transcript of the gene FICD, whose product is annotated as FIC domain protein adenylyltransferase. The transcript has 3 exons. Gene Ontology annotation, molecular function: protein binding. The record is from RefSeq and is a predicted model, not a curated record. NCBI's taxonomy places the organism in Eukaryota, Metazoa, Chordata, Lepidosauria, Squamata, Varanidae. The coding region runs from base 89 to 1477 and encodes 462 amino acids.